Coccinella septempunctata (seven-spotted ladybird) is the source of this 1091-nucleotide messenger RNA. RefSeq lists its product as uncharacterized. The record is from RefSeq and is a predicted model, not a curated record. NCBI's taxonomy places the organism in Eukaryota, Metazoa, Arthropoda, Insecta, Coleoptera, Coccinellidae. Bases 531 to 1076 code for a protein of 181 amino acids. The transcript has 4 exons.
UUUUUUUGUUUUUGAGAAAAAUAUACAGGUUUUCUAUGGUUCAAAUUAACUUCAAGGCUAAAAUAGACACACAGAAAACACAUAAAUUCACAUUUUUUUAGAGGAAAGAUUCUUUCACAAAUCUCAAUUCAUUGAAUGUUCACAGAAAUCCAGCGGAAGUUCAUUUAGCUCGUCAACUGUCAUGAUGAAUUUGACAUUUGACAUUUUCUGAUCACAGAACUAAAUAAUUCUCCCAGUUUUCUUCAGAAAAUGAUCCUAUCCAAAUUUUUAAUACUGAUAUGUUCACUUUUUCGUUGUGAUGUCCCAAAAACGACGAAUAUCUAUGUGUCGUUUCUCUCACAAGUAGUUAGGCGAAAAAAGAAGUUUCCUUUCCCUCAUACCAAACCAAUGAAGCAAAAAUUAAUAACCGAAUAUGUCAGUAUGGAAAUUAUACGAUUCCAAAACGUGCUAAACAAAUUGUAAAUAUGAGUAACGGGAUAAAUUGUGGCACCUUGGAAGUACCAGCAUUAAGUUAGAAUCAAGUGACGGACAUGUUGGCCGCUUAUGUUUACGUAUUAUCAAUUAUUCUCCUUCUAUUUCACGGUCAUUGUUCGGAACUCAAAACCCUCCUCAGGAAAGACAGAUACUUCUUGAGGAAAAAAAGAUAUUUGGAAUUUCCAGAAGGCAGUAACAUAGUGUUCACCCUUUCGUUUGUGAAAGCUGUCAUGGUGAGGAAGCCAAAGGGCUAUAUGAGCCUUCUGGAAUGUGAUGUACCCUUCAAACUUCCCUCAGCCACCGACAGACCGAUCAAGAAAAAAUACAGAUACGGCAGAAAUGCAGAGUUUAAAAAGAAAUGGAUCAAAGUGUUCGAAAGAUUGGGUAUAGACGGCGAAGCGUGCGUAAAAAGGAUCAUUUGCGAAGCGGAAUCUAUUGUGCGAUACGAAAAACUAUCGAUAAUAUCUAGGAUUAUUCAAACUUUGUUCAGCGAAUAUUUCGAAUCGGAGAGAUGUAACCCCAAUGAAUUGGAAGAUUGCAUUUUACCUCCGCUCCCCAAAAUUCUGAUGAAGAUUUUGAGGCUCGAAACUUUCAAUUACUGAUAAGGACAAUUAUUU